Nicotiana tabacum (common tobacco) is the source of this 1125-nucleotide messenger RNA. Its product is annotated as protein GET1. Gene Ontology annotation, cellular component: GET complex. Lineage: Eukaryota; Viridiplantae; Streptophyta; Magnoliopsida; Solanales; Solanaceae. Gene Ontology annotation, molecular function: protein-membrane adaptor activity. Gene Ontology annotation, biological process: tail-anchored membrane protein insertion into ER membrane. The record is from RefSeq and is a predicted model, not a curated record.
AAUGAAAAUUUCAAAACAAAAGGCAAAAGCCAAAAGUGUCAGAAAACUGGAGAAAAAAGCACGAAAGAUCUGCGGACAUAUUGGCUGCACAGGCAACGAAAAUGAAGCAGACAUGAAUCCACAAAGCCAAAAUAGCUAAGCAGGAGAAAGCCCUUGGAGCGGAAAAUCCUCAGAGGCGAAAAUGGAAGAAUCAAUGGUGAAACUUGAAGGAUCGGUAGCCGCGCCGAUGAUAUUCUUUAUUGUCGUCGCUGUUCAGUACCUCUCCCGCUAUGUCGAAAUCAAUAUGAGUAGAGUUUCUGUAAAUGCCGGGGAGUUGCAAUUGCGCGCAGAAAUUAAGCAGCUGCUAAAGGAGGCGAAUGCCAUGUCGCAGCCUUCAACGUUUGCUCAAGCUGCCAAACUAAGGAGGAUGGCAGCAGCCAAGGAGCAGGAACUUGUAAAAAAUCAUGAAAAACUCAGAAAAGAAAUGAAAUCGUCAUAUGAUUCACACACAAAGACCCUGAUUAUCUUAAAGCUGCUGAUCACACAGUUUCUAAUGUACUUGUUGCUGAUUAUAUGGUUUUGGCGUAUCCCUGUGGCUUCCAUACCUAAGCAGCUCGUGCAACCUUUUGGUAAGAUAUUGUCUUGGCGAGCUGGAGGUCAUGUGAAUGAAAACGUCAUGGGAUUCCACAAUGGGAAGGUUCUGGGGAUUGGUUAAGAAAAGGAAGGAUUGUACAUAUUGCAAGAGGCAAUAAAACCUGCAAUGGGAGCAACAAUUCAUAAGGAGGACAAUAGUGGAAAGCUGUGGCAUUGGAGACUAGGGCAUCCUUCUAUUGGAGCAAUACAACACAUUGUAGAUGUCAAGAAUAAAGUAGAUGCUGAACUAUUAGGAUCUGUGAAAUUUGUCCCUUGGCAAAACAAAGCUGACUAAAAUUUCCUAAUAGCAACAGUAGAUCAAGUAGCCUUUUUCAAUUGAUGCAUCUAGAUGUAUGGGGUCCAUACAGAAAACCUACAUAUGAUAAAAUGCACUACUUUGUUACCAUAGUGGAUGAUUACAGCAGAUACACUUGGAUAUGUCCGAUUCAAUCUAAAUGUGAAGUGUUUGUAGUAUUGAAGAACUUUGCUUUAAUAAAGAAUCAAUUUGACAAG